AUGCCUCAAAAAUUUCGUUGUGGUCGUUUAGUUUUAGCUCGAAAUGGAGCCGCAAAAAAGCUUCAUCUUUCACGUGGUGGUGGUACUCGUGAUUGUAAAUUAAGUCAUAUUGAUAUGGGCUUUGAGGAAAUUCAUGAUAAACUUCGUGAUAUUUUUGCAUUAAAUGGAACUAAUCGUGUUUCAAUAUUAUAUGAUUUUCAACGUAAGAAAUUAGAUACUAAACGAUAUCCAAAUUUUUAUGAAUAUGUCAGCAAAAAUGGUUUAAAAUUCAAUGGUACUUUAUUAUAUUUAUGUACUACUGCAGCAAAUGAACGUACUACUAAUUCCACAUCAUCUGAACAAAGAACAACAACAACACAAAAUCAACCUCAAGUACAACAAAAAACUCUUCGUGUUGAACCUGAUUCUUGUAGAUCAUCAGUUGUAAUUAAAAUUGAUGAUGAUGAUGCCCAACACAAUAAUAGUUUAACUAAUCAAGUUCCAUCUAUGAAUCCUUUAGCCGAAAAUCUUCGAAUAUUUUUAUCAACAUCAUUUUCAAAUUAUUCAUUUGAUAAAUCGUUAAACGAAUUUGUUGAUUAUUUACUUCAUUUAGUUACUCAAUAUAAGCAUGAGAAUAUAUUUCUUCAAAUAUUCGAAUUGAUCUGUGAUAUUCGUGGUCGUUCAUCGAAUAAUUUAGAUCGAUUAAAAAAACAAGUUCAAUUAAUAGAUGAUAAACAAAUAUUUGAUGAUAUAUUUGAUAAAGUUGAAAAAUCAUCUCGAUUAGUUAAAUCAUUAAUAGAAUUAAAUAAAAUUAAAAUGUCUCAUAUUGAUCCACAUUCAAUAAUUAUUGAUGCAUUUAAUCAAUUUCAUCGAAAUUUCAACAUCGUCAAAAAAUGUCGACUCUUGAUUAUAAAUUAA
Messenger RNA from Rotaria sp. Silwood2, 897 nucleotides. Lineage: Eukaryota; Metazoa; Rotifera; Eurotatoria; Philodinida; Philodinidae. The record is from the annotation of a GenBank genome assembly.